AUUCAGUGAAGGGGGGAGCCUCCAUGCCCAAAGUGCUGUCCACACUCCAGCCUCCAGCUUCCCCCAUCUGUGCAUCCCUGCAGCCCCAGGAGCCAGCUGCUGCUGCCCAACAUUGCAGGAGUGAAAGCUGCUCCCGCCUGGGUUCCUGCACGGUUCCUGCCAAAGCCCACACCACUGGCUGAAUUGAAGGAGGCUGAAGCAGCACUGAACUGGAAGCUGCUCGUUUGAUUACCCACAUAUCUCUAAAACUCAGCCAUCUCCACAGUGAUGGAGUAAACCUCUUGGAAACUCCCAAGCCUGCGAGAUCACAAGGACACAGUAGAAGAAGGUAACUGGGGCCAACUGAGAGAGCAGAGGCUUCUGGCUGUCAAAGGGACCUGAGAUGAAUCCCACAAGCCAGUUCCUUGGCACAACAGAAUAUGACUACGGAUAUGAUGAAAACACUGCUCCGUGCCAUGAAGGAAACAGCUUUCACAGAUUCAAAUCCUUCUUCCUGCCAAUCCUUUACUGUUUUGUGUUUGUCUUCUGCCUCCUGGGAAACUCCUUGGUCCUUUGGGUUCUCCUGACCCGGAAAAGGUUGACAACAAUGACGGACAUUUGCCUGCUGAACCUUGCAGCUUCUGAUCUCCUCUUUGUUGUGCCUCUCCCUUUCCAAGCCCACUAUGCUUCAGACCAAUGGGUUUUUGGCAAUGCUAUGUGCAAGAUAAUGGCUGGCAUUUAUUACACAGGUUUUUAUAGCAGUAUUUUCUUCAUAACCCUCAUGAGCAUAGACAGGUAUAUAGCAAUUGUCCAUGCUGUCUAUGCCAUGAGGAUACGGACAGUGUCUUGUGGCAUAAUUAUCAGUUUAAUCCUGUGGCUGGUGGCUGGCUUGGCUUCUGUACCUAACAUCGUGUUCAACCAGGAGCUGGAAAUAGAGCAGUCUGUGCAGUGUAUCUCCAAAUACCCUGCAGGCAACAACGUCUAUAAGGCUGUUUUUCAGUUUGCAGCCAAUAUCUUAGGCCUCUUGAUUCCCCUUAGCAUCCUCAUUUGGUGCUAUGCCCAGAUACUGAAAAACCUGCAAAGAUGUAAAAAUCGGAACAAGAUCAAGGCAAUCAAAAUGAUUUUCAUCAUCGUCAUUGUUUUCUUCCUCUUCUGGACUCCCUUCAACAUCGCAUUGUUCCUAGACUCCCUGCAGAGCCUGCUCAUCAUCAAUGACUGCAAGGCAAGCCACCAGAUAGCCCUGGCCCUGCAGAUAACAGAAACCAUCUCCUUCAUUCAUUGCUGCCUGAACCCUGUGAUCUACGCCUUUGCUGGAGCAACAUUCAAGGCCCAUCUUAAAGGAUUACUUCAGUCCUCCGUCUGCGUCCUCUCCAGCCCUGUUGGAGGCACAGGGGAUGGUCAGUCCUUUUCAGCACCCAGCCAUCAAUCUGGUUGCUCUGACAGUGCAAGGGUCCUGUGAGUCCACCUGCGCUGCUACCUUCUGGUGUGAGAAGUUGGCCUAAGCUCUGACACAGCCCUGGGCAUUGUAGCACGUGUGCGGCAUCCUCCUGGGAGGGCUAGUAUACCUAUGUCUCUUUUUGGCAUAUUCUGCCAGCUAUGGCAGAAUAAACGGCAACAUUAUUUUCCAAAGAGCACUGAUGCAUUUGUAAGACAGUGACUCUACAAACUUGCUACAGAACGUAUUUUAGUUGAGUUUUAGAGCUGUUUUAAUACAUUCCACCAAGGAGAGUACUUCCUCUUUAUUUCUCUCUGCUGAUGGAAGUACUGCUUCUGCCUCACCCCCAAAUAUGCUAUGCUUUGUGAUGCAUCCCUCCAUCCCUGGGACAAGCGUUGAACACCCCUCUGGGAGGUGGGGAAGAGGAUAGAUUUGGGAUUACUUCACACUGCAAAGAGAGAAUAACCUCACCUACUGCCACCAUCCCUGCUUUGCAAAGAGAGGAUAACCUCACCUACUACCACCAUCCCUGCUUCACUUCAGCUCCCAGAUAAACAUACCCCUCAGCUCAAGGUCCUGUUUUGCUGUGGAACCCUCGCAGGGGCAUGGAUGGGGGGACCCCAGAGCUGCUGCUGCCCAAAGCAGACUUUGGUGGUCAUGCCUUCAAAAACUGAGCAAUGCCUUCAGGUGCUCCCUAUAUUGGUUGCUCAUAGAGGCCCAUGUAUUUGAAUACGUUGUUAUCAAAGCAUCCUAGUAGUUUGCAUCCCUGCUGGAGGUGUAGACCCUCCAACUUGGUGCCCCAGUGCUUGCUUCUACAUGUAAACACCACAAAAUGGCAUGUAGCAUAUACGCCCUGUCUCUUUUU
This is a messenger RNA of Cuculus canorus (common cuckoo), 2279 nucleotides long. RefSeq names its product C-C chemokine receptor type 8. Bases 383 to 1438 code for a protein of 351 amino acids. Gene Ontology annotation, cellular component: membrane. The transcript has 3 exons. Gene Ontology annotation, biological process: G protein-coupled receptor signaling pathway; immune response; chemotaxis. NCBI's taxonomy places the organism in Eukaryota, Metazoa, Chordata, Aves, Cuculiformes, Cuculidae. Gene Ontology annotation, molecular function: chemokine receptor activity. The record is from RefSeq and is a predicted model, not a curated record.